CUCGUGCUGCUGCUGGAUCGGGGGAGGACCGCCGAGGCCGACGCGACCCCUCCCGGCCGCGCCUUUUCUCCCGACGCGGCUGCCGAGGAGUCCUUUGCCCCGCGCCGCUGCCUCGGGCGCGGCUAAUCCCGAACGACGACGUCCCUGGCGCAGUCGGGCGUCGGGCGGCCCCCAGAGCUAUGCCACCCCUCGCGACUGCGCCGGGAUCGGUGAGAUGAUUAUUGCAACAAUGCAGCACGGAUGCCCGGCGAUCAUCGGAGGGCCCAGGGGGUGCAGACUGGCACGGCAUCCCUGGCGCUCCUGGCAGAUGGCGUACCGGCAGAGGGGGAUCGCCCCAGAGGAGCUGCGCGCCGAUAUCGCGCGGACCAGCUCUGCGUGCAACUGCAAGCGUGGCUGAGGAGCUUGUUUGUGUUGGUUGGUGUCUUUCAAAUGCA
This is a messenger RNA of Prorocentrum cordatum, 434 nucleotides long. NCBI's taxonomy places the organism in Eukaryota, Dinophyceae, Prorocentrales, Prorocentraceae. The record is from the annotation of a GenBank genome assembly.